UCCAUGAUGCAUGCCAACCAGUUUAUUUGGAUGUCUUAUCUCCAACGGCAGUUGCCGGAAAGUUGUGAUGCCGGUCGUCCUGUAUGGAUGUCGAUAACAACGCUUACUUGCUGGAAUCUGGCUGAGCCACACCUGCCACACCGAGUGUUGCGCCAAUUUGGGAUUGUCCAACCGUAUAUACCGCAACUCCCCCGGUUCCACGGUACUGAUUUUGCGAAACAGGAUCGCCGUGGAAAAGCUGGUCGAAAUUGGGUUGAUUGGCACGCCAAUUAUAUACAGGAGUGGGACAACAUGCACUUUUUGGUGUGGACUGAUCUGGAGUACAGUGAUGAGCCUGUUGCAACCGAAGAAUAUAUGGAUUGGUUUCGGCAGAUAACUGUGGUGUAUUUAACCAAACCCGGCGUGCAUGCUGAACAGGGCUUCCACGAAACGGCAUCUUCUCAUAGAUUCGCAGUAAAUUAUUCAUACUUAACCAAACCCUAGUUAAUUAUUUAAAUUCAUAUUAUGAUAUGUAUUUAACUUUGAUAAUUGUAGGUGGAGACACUUCACAACGUGCGCCACUUUCUAAGUGGCCAAGAUACGACAGAACAUCCGGCUUUGGGAACCAUUUCGAGGAUGAUUGAAGAAGGACUGCGGAUAUCCGGGGAGGCUGAGCGGAUGGACUACCGUCCUUCGCAGCGCUCUGCAAUGGACGUGGACG
Messenger RNA from Salvia splendens (bonfire salvia), 700 nucleotides. RefSeq lists its product as uncharacterized. The coding region runs from base 4 to 483 and encodes 159 amino acids. Lineage: Eukaryota; Viridiplantae; Streptophyta; Magnoliopsida; Lamiales; Lamiaceae. The record is from RefSeq and is a predicted model, not a curated record. Gene Ontology annotation, biological process: meristem development; meristem maintenance. The transcript is spliced from 2 exons.